CUGAUUGGUUGAUGAAUUUUGCUCCGGAUUCUCUCGUGCCUUUUAUCAAUUACUAUUGGAUUAUUUCUAAUGUAACCAUCGUCCACUAUGGAUGAAAAUUGAAAUUCGAGAAUCGAAAUUAACGAACGUAAGUAACCGCAUUAUAGAGAUAACGCUGUGGAUGUAAAUUGAAAGUCAAGAAUCGAAUUUAACUAACAUUAUCGUAUUUCGUAUAAUUGUUUUUUACGUUAUUGGUAGUAAUGGCAAAUCCCGAUAACAAUAAUGCAUCUGACGAAGAGAAAAUCGAUCCCAUGAAAGACGUGCGUGCUGGAAUAGUACGUGAAGUGGGAAGUCAAGCAAUAUGGAGUCUUUCUUCGUGCAAACCAGGUUUUGGUGUUGACCAGAUAAGAGAUGACUGUAUGGAAACUUACUGGCAAUCAGAUGGUCAACUUCCACAUUUAGUUAAUAUUCAAUUUAGACGUAAGACAGUGGUACGUGAUAUAUGCAUAUACAUUGAUUAUAGACUUGAUGAAAGUUAUACACCUGGCCGCAUAUCAGUGCGAGCUGGCACAAAUUUUAAUGACUUACAAGAAGUUGAGGUAGUAGAACUCAAUGAACCGUAUGGUUGGGUAAGAAUAAUGACUAAAGAUAUCAACGAUUCAAUGUUGAAAACUUAUAUGCUACAAAUUGCUGUUAUUACCAAUCAUCAAAAUGGAAGAGAUACACAUAUGAGACAAAUCAAAGUGCACUCGCCUGUUGAAAAGAAAGAUCCUCUUAUUGGCAAUUUUAGUACUAUAGAAAUGAGACAAUAUACAAUUAUUAAAUAAACUAUUUAAUUUUAUUAUUUUUUUUAUAACAUU
Sipha flava (yellow sugarcane aphid) is the source of this 839-nucleotide messenger RNA. It is a transcript of the gene APC10, whose product is annotated as anaphase-promoting complex subunit 10. Bases 240 to 806 code for a protein of 188 amino acids. Gene Ontology annotation, biological process: anaphase-promoting complex-dependent catabolic process; protein K11-linked ubiquitination. The record is from RefSeq and is a predicted model, not a curated record. The transcript is spliced from 3 exons. Lineage: Eukaryota; Metazoa; Arthropoda; Insecta; Hemiptera; Aphididae. Gene Ontology annotation, cellular component: anaphase-promoting complex.